AUGGGAAUUAAACAACUUGAAAGGAUGCGCCAACCCCAAUUACAACAACAACAACCACAAUUACAUAAUAACACUUCUUGUUUAGAUGAAUACCCUCCAACAACAAUUACUAAUGGGGGAGAUGUCCAACACCAUGAAAAUGACCCUCAUUUUAAUUUUGGAUACAAACAACCACCACCGCCAACAACAAAUUCAUCAUCAUUUACACGACCUUUAUCAAGACAAAGUGCAAGUACUUCAUUACUUAGUGUUGAUUCUUCUUUACCCACCAAAACCAAACGAAAUAGAUUUAAACAAUUAUUUAGGCGUAAAUCUAAAAUUCAAAAUUGAAAUUUUCUGUAGCGGCAAGAGGUUAUGUUUGCUUUUAAAAACAAA
Meloidogyne enterolobii is the source of this 375-nucleotide messenger RNA. NCBI's taxonomy places the organism in Eukaryota, Metazoa, Nematoda, Chromadorea, Rhabditida, Meloidogynidae. The record is from the annotation of a GenBank genome assembly.